AUGUUGGAUAUAGGAUUUUGGAUUAAUGAUAGGGAGGAUAAAGCUAAUCUCAUUGAAGAAAAGAUUGAGAAUCUCAUAAGCCAAGAGAAGGCAACCUUGGAGGAAAGCAAAGAAAUGGAUUUUCAAAGAGCAAAAAUAAUUGCAUAUGAAAUCGGUAGAUCAGAAACCAGUAGGCAAAAUAUCGAAAAUGAUCAAUAUGAAUAUUAUCAGGAUUAUUACUUUGGGAUUUUGUGGAGCCAAGAACUAAAUAAAAAAUAUUUAAAGAAGAUGAGAGGGCUCAAGCCCUUUGAUAUAGAAAUUGUUAGAAAUAUCAACCUUGUGGCUCUCCUUUAGCUUUCAUUUAAACAAUUAAUCUACGUAACAGAAGUUGCAUUUCUCAAACUCAUGGUAGGGAGUGUCCAAGAUAUGAUAGAAAAUGCUUUAAUCCAGAUUUAGUUUAUUUAUAGGCAUCAUUCAUUCAGGAAUAUUUAGCUCAAAUUUAAUUCAAUUUCAUGACCAAAACUGAAUCUUAGCUUAAACUUCUCAAAAUUUUGCUUGUGGCCCUGAAUAUUUAUUUUACCAUACCCUCCCUCAAGGGGACAAAGGAGCAUUCCUGGUACACUAUUACAGAGUAAGGAUCUCUUUGAACCUGCUUUCAGGUUUGCUCUAGCUCACCCUAUGCAUGAAAUGGCUGAACAAAUUAUCUAACUUAAAACUCUGAAGUAUGCUGUGUUUCAAUGUUUCUGAUUGGAUAAUUAUCAAUUCAAGAGACUCAUUUCCACUUUCAAACAUUUGGAGACACUGACUCUGCAAGAGUAUUUUUCAAAAUCACUAGUAAAUUCCAAGUAUAAAAAGCUGGAUUUUGAUACAUGCGGGACUUGCUGGACUAAUAACUGGGGAAGAAACAAAGAUCAUUUACAGAAGCUAAUAAAGGCAUUAGCUUCUUCACAAGACAUAAGAAAUAACCUC
Messenger RNA from Moneuplotes crassus, 948 nucleotides. Lineage: Eukaryota; Ciliophora; Spirotrichea; Euplotida; Euplotidae. The record is from the annotation of a GenBank genome assembly.